GACCGCCGGGAGCGGGGCGGACGCUCGCGCCUCUCCUUCACUCCCCGCCUCCGCGCCGUUGCGUGCUCGGGCUCCGGAGCAGAUAUGGGCGCCGCCGCGUGGGCAUCGUCGCCCCUGCCGCCGCUUGUGUCUCUCCUGCUGCUACUUCUGCCGCUCCCGGGGCUGCCUGCGGUCUCCUGGGACCCGGCCGGUUAUCUGCUCUACUGCCCAUGCAUGGUAUACCAUCCAGGGCGCUUUGGGAACCAGGCUGAUCAUUUCUUGGGCUCCCUGGCAUUUGCAAAGCUGUUGAACCGCACCCUGGCUGUACCUCCUUGGAUUGAGUACCAGCAUCACAAGCCUCCUUUCACCAAUCUCCAUGUGUCCUACCAAAAGUACUUCAAGCUGGAGCCCCUCCAGGUCUACCACCGGGUCAUCAGCCUGGAGGACUUCAUGGAGAAGCUGGCACCCACCCACUGGCCCCCUGAGAGGCGGGUGGCAUACUGUUUUGAGGUGGCAGCACAGCGAAGCCCAGAUAAGAAGACAUGCCCCAUGAAGGAAGGAAACCCCUUUGGCCCAUUUUGGGAUCAGUUUCAUGUGAGUUUCAACAAGUCAGAACUUUUUGCAGGCAUUUCCUUCAGUGCCUCCUACAAAGACCAGUGGAUCCAAAGAUUUUCUCCAAAGGAACAUCCAGUGCUUGCCCUGCCAGGGGCCCCGGCUCAGUUCCCUGUCCUGGAGGAACAUAGGCCACUUCAGAAAUACAUCGUGUGGUCAGACGAGAUGGUGAGGACAGGGGAGGCCCAGAUCCGUGCCCACCUCAUCCGGCCCUACGUGGGCAUUCACCUGCGCAUUGGCUCUGACUGGAAGAACGCGUGCGCCAUGCUGAAGGACGGCACUGCAGGCACUCACUUCAUGGCCUCGCCGCAGUGCGUGGGUUACAGCCGCCACACCACCGCCCCGCUCACCAUGACCAUGUGCCUCCCCGACCUGAAGGAGAUCAGGCGCGCCCUGAAGCUCUGGGUGACGGCGCUGAGCGCCCAGUCCGUCUACAUCGCCACCGACUCUGAGAGUUACCUGCCGGAGAUCCAGCAGCUCUUCAAAGGGAAGGUGAAGGUGGUGAGUCUGAAACCUGAGGUGGCCCAGAUCGACCUGUACAUCCUCGGCCAGGCUGACCACUUUAUUGGCAACUGUGUGUCCUCCUUCACUGCCUUCGUGAAGCGGGAACGGGAUCUCCAGGGGAGGCUGUCCUCCUUCUUCGGAAUGGACAGGCCUCCUCAGCUGCGAGACGAGUUCUGAUCCUGGCUAGAGCAGGCCACCUGUCUGAGCUGUUCCCUCCAGCUAGGUCUGGCAGCCAGAAGUGCUGCCAGGAUUGCUCCGCAAAGAUCAGAGAACAGAGGAACAUACCAGGGACUUCCUGAAGGAGGAAGGCAGUCCGUUUCCCAGGGCACAGGACUUCCAAGCUUCUCGUAGCCAGACCAUCUACCUUCCUCAUGUGCUCCCUGCUACUUCUCCUGGGAAUUUCUUAUACCAGCAAAACAGUCCAAGCUUUGUUUUUUGGUCCGCCCUGCUCUGAAUAGCUUGGGAUGCUAAACUCUCUUCAGAGAGAGUUUUUAUAUAUAUAUAUAUAUUUAUAUAUAGAGAGAGAUUUUUAUAGUUUUGAUACAAGGUCAUGACUCCCCUUGAAUUUCCCUUGUUUUAAAAAAUCAGCAAAGGUAAGGAGUUCCCUGGUGGCCUAGCAUCUAAGGAUCCAGCAUUGUUACUGCUAUGGCUCGGGUCACUGCUGUGAUAUGGGUUUGAUCCCUGGCCCAGGAACUUCCACAAGCCACAAAAUCAGUGAAGUUCAUUAACACAGGUUCCUAAAGUGACCUUAAUGGAAUGUGGAUAAGGCCAGAUGUGGGUGAGUAUAUUGAAUGCUUUUCCAGAUGACCCCCAAAGUGGCCCUUGGUCUUACACCCACUGCCUGGCGGGAGCCACUGUCAACCGCCUCUUCCUAGACCAUUUCCAGGGUUUGGGACACGAACACUGUCCUCCAUUGUAAAUGCUAUGCAAAUAGAACUUAGCUGUCACUGUCAGUACUGCUCACACGGCAAUCCCUGGCGAGGAGCGCAAAACCCAUCAUGAUCUUCUUCUCAGAGUCUCUUGGCUCCCACAAACCUGGCACCAUCAGGGUCUUGUAACACAUCACCAGGACCAAGCUUGGCCUGGCGGGAUCCUUCUGAAAUUUCCUGACCUCCUGUCCCAGGCGGCCUGGGUGUACAAUUUUGCCAUUAAGCUGGUAUCCAAGCUGUCCUCCCAGCCCUCCUUCUGCAGUGGAAGCCCGCAGCCGGUAUUCUUACAAUGGAGUGUUUGCUAAGCCGCUGACCAGGCAGAAGAUGCUCGGUGCCUAGGAGCCAUCAGACCCCCAGAUUCCCCCAUCCUGUGUAAUCAGGCUUAAGGUGUUAUAGUCAUAAGUUUCUUUGUCUCUCAGAUGCUGUAGUUGUAAAAUCCCUGACUCCUGAGAGUCUGAUUUUUUGGCCUUGUGGUUCCAAAAUUCAUGUCUAACACCUACUGAUCUCUUCCCUGCCACAUGGCCUCCCUCGGCCUUCAAACCUGGGAAGGUGGAGGAGACUGGUGAGAGCCAGGCCCAGAGCUCCCUGCAGCAGUGUCCCUUGGGUUAUCUUUAGAAAGAAAAAAAUUUUUUUCAGGGCAGACUGGGUCAGAGGCUGCAGGGCAGUGAGGGUGUCAAACCCUAGUGGUGCAUUUGCUGUUUAGAGCUGCUUCCCAACUCAGUGGGAGAAACUAUACAGAAAGGGCGUUUGUGUUUACCCUCUGUGGGAAAUGUUUCAAAUCCUGAGUCCUGAGAGGUGGUUUAUCUGUUCACAAGCCUCACUGAGAGACCUGGGAGCAGGCGUGCCCCUGUCUUGAUCGGUGGUUGGGAAAGUGUGGCCGUCCAGCUGAUCUGGGUUUGUUUGCUGCCUCACACUAGGUACUCGUGUUAGAGCCUGGGGCUCUGAGGGGACAUUCAGAACAUCUUGAUGAACAUCGGCCAUUGUCACAUCAGCCAUUGUCACAGCUUGUGUUUCUGGAGGCGAGGGUGCUGGAGUUGUGGUCAGACUUGGUGUGUUCUGUAGGUGAGCACUUUAUUCCUCUUUAACCCAGUUUCCUCACCUAUAAAAUGGUGAUAAAACAGACAGGGCUGCUGAAUGGUGCCAAUCAGAUAAAGCAUGUAUAUAAGAGCACAUUGUAAACUUGAAAGAGACAAAGGCACAUAUGUGGCUGUUGAUUAAUUUGACUGCCUCUUGUACGUCUCCUCUGUGCUUGCUGAGUGCUUUGUGGACAUUCUCUGGUUUAGCCCCUCCACUCAGCCCCCGGAAGUAGGAACUUACUCUUUCUGCAUAAGACAAAAUUAAGGCUGAGCAAAAUUCCCAUAGUUUGUCCAAGGCUGCACAGCUGGUGGUGGGAAGCCAGGAUUUCACCUCCAGCAGGCAGUGCUGUCAGCCAGCCUGCUCCAUUGCCUCCACUUCACAGGAUGCUCUUAGUGCUGUAUGCCUUGGAGGCCUCGGAUGGAGAAAUGAGCAGCCACCUUAGUCCCCACUGGGCUCCUGUCCUGGGUUUGCCACUGCCAGGAGGUUUCGGGGAAGGAGACUCACCCAAGAAAAAGCCCACAUAGGAGUUCCUGUAGUGGCUCAGUGGUUAACGGAUCCGACUAGGAACCAUGAGGUUGUAGGUUCCAUCCCUGGCCUCGCUCAGUGGGUUAAGGAUCUGGCGUUGCUGUGAGCUAUGGUGUAGGUCAAAGGCGAGGCUCAGAUCUCAAGUUGCUGUGGCUGAGGCAUAGGCCGGCGGCUACAGCUCCAAUUGGACCCCUAGCCUGGGAACUUCCAUAUGCUUCAGGUGCAGCCCUAGAAAAGACAAAAAAAAAAAAAAGAAGAAGAAGAAAAAAAAAACGCACAUGGAGCUUAUACCUCUCUUGAGUAGUUAUUUAGUUCAACAUGCUUUCAUUCAGCAGGUGUUUAUUGCCCCACUAUGUGCCAGGCUCUGUGCUCAGUACUAGAUAUUCAGCAGGGAAGCAGACGUAAAGUCUUUGUUCUGAAGGAAUUUGCAUUCUAAUAAGUAGAAGAUUUAAUAAGCAAAUGAACCGUGGGAGGUGUUAAUUAAGUGCUAGAAAGAAAAGGCGGCCAUCAGACUUCAGAGGGGCAGCAGUGCUGGUUUAGGUGGGGAACUCAGGGAAGGCCUCUGAAGAGCUGCUCUGGACAGGGUGGGGCACACUCAUCAGCGCAUUCCUGACGGAGGAACUGGCAAGUGCAGAGGUCCUAAAGCUGGAACAAGUGUUUGAAAAAUAGCAAGGAGGCCAGUGUGGCUGGAGUGGCAGCAGUGAGGCAGGGAACGGAAUAGAUGAGAGCAGCUGAUGACAUGACUCAUCCUACAGCCUGGAAGGUGGUAUAAGGUCAAGAUUUUGCUUUUAUUCAGAGAACUAUGGGAAGCCUUGUAGGGUCUGAACAGAGGAGGAUCAUGAUCUGAUUUGCAUUUUUGAAGGACCUCUCUGGCUGCCGCAUGGAAAAGAGGUGGGAGGGCAGAGGGGAGCAGUUGCAGGGAUGCAGGUGAGAGAAACGAUGGGACUCAGGCAAAGGCCAUUGCCUUGAAGGUGGUGGAUAUAUAGAAUUAUUUUAAAAGUUCCAUCUCUUUUAAAGAUACACCUUUGCAUAAUUUUAAUCAUAUGGUAUAUACAAUGUAAUGUCCUGUUUUUCACUUAAUAGUAUGUCAUGUUUUCCAUGUUGGUAUAUGGCCUGAAUAAAUGGUUUUAAUGAUAGAAGA
Molecule: messenger RNA, 4767 nt
Organism: Phacochoerus africanus (Common warthog)
Lineage: Eukaryota; Metazoa; Chordata; Mammalia; Artiodactyla; Suidae
Gene: POFUT1
Product: protein O-fucosyltransferase 1
Exons: 7
Coding region: 85-1272 (395 amino acids)
Biological process (GO): regulation of Notch signaling pathway; Notch signaling pathway; protein O-linked glycosylation via fucose
Cellular component (GO): endoplasmic reticulum
Molecular function (GO): peptide-O-fucosyltransferase activity
Source: RefSeq, a predicted model, not a curated record